GCGCCUGCGCACUGCGCGCCGCUCCUCCUGGACCGGACAUAACGGUCCGCGCGCGGCUCCCGGGCCGGAAGUGGAGGGAAGCGUCGCUGCCGAGCCGGCCUCACUCAGCGCCGGCCGGGAGAGCCGUUGCCGCCCCUCGGCGCCGCCGGGGCCUUCCGCAGCCGCCAUGUCUGCCAGCGCCGUGUACGUGCUGGACCUGAAGGGCAAGGUGCUCAUCUGCCGGAACUACCGCGGCGACGUGGACAUGUCGGAGGUGGAGCACUUCAUGCCCAUCCUGAUGGAGAAGGAGGAGGAGGGCGUGCUGUCGCCCAUCCUGGCCCAUGGCGGCGUGCGCUUCAUGUGGAUCAAGCACAACAACCUCUACCUGGUCGCCACGUCCAAGAAGAAUGCGUGCGUGUCGCUGGUGUUCUCCUUCCUCUACAAGGUGGUGCAGGUGUUCUCCGAGUACUUCAAGGAGCUGGAGGAGGAGAGCAUCCGGGACAACUUCGUCAUCAUCUACGAGCUGCUGGACGAGCUCAUGGACUUCGGCUACCCACAGACGACGGACAGCAAGAUCCUGCAGGAGUACAUUACGCAGGAAGGCCACAAGCUGGAAACGGGGGCCCCGCGGCCCCCAGCCACUGUCACCAACGCAGUGUCCUGGCGGUCAGAGGGCAUCAAGUACCGGAAGAAUGAGGUGUUCCUGGACGUCAUCGAGUCGGUCAACCUCCUGGCCAAGAGCCAGUUCAAGCGGCGCUCGACGGCCAACAAUGUGGAGAUCCACAUCCCCGUGCCCAACGACGCCGACUCGCCCAAGUUCAAGACCACGGUGGGCAGCGUCAAGUGGGUGCCCGAGAACAGCGAGAUCGUGUGGUCCAUCAAGUCCUUCCCGGGCGGCAAGGAGUACCUGAUGCGGGCGCACUUCGGGCUGCCCAGCGUCGAGGCAGAGGACAAGGAGGGCAAGCCGCCCAUCAGCGUCAAGUUUGAGAUCCCCUACUUCACCACCUCGGGCAUCCAGGUGCGCUACCUCAAGAUCAUCGAGAAGAGCGGCUACCAGGCGCUGCCCUGGGUGCGCUACAUCACGCAGAACGGCGACUACCAGCUUCGGACCCAGUGAGGCCACCCUGCCUGGCCUGGACCCCGGCCGCCGCCCGACACUGGCCCAGGCCAGCUCCAGAGACCUUCGCGGAGACGCCCCUGCCCGGGAGGGGCGGGGCGCGCGUGCCAGGCCUCAGGUGCCAAAGCCCCGUGCGGGCCCGCGCGCAGUGUCCGCAGCCUCGCCCCGCGCGCGUGACAGUGACAUUAAAUCCGCUCGCCCAGCA
Chinchilla lanigera (long-tailed chinchilla) is the source of this 1301-nucleotide messenger RNA. RefSeq names its product adaptor-related protein complex 1, mu 1 subunit (gene Ap1m1). Gene Ontology annotation, molecular function: clathrin-cargo adaptor activity. The record is from RefSeq and is a predicted model, not a curated record. Gene Ontology annotation, biological process: vesicle-mediated transport; intracellular protein transport. NCBI's taxonomy places the organism in Eukaryota, Metazoa, Chordata, Mammalia, Rodentia, Chinchillidae. Gene Ontology annotation, cellular component: clathrin-coated vesicle; clathrin adaptor complex.